AUGGCGGACGAAGCAUACUCUUGGGAAACUGACUUUCAGUGGCGUUCACGCAGAAAUUUUAUAGAAACUUGGAGAGAUGAAUAUCCAGAAGAUAGGCUUGCCUCACUUGCGAUGUGCUGGUCGAAUAUGAAAUUCUUUGGUUGUCGAUAUCCUGAAAAAGUCGAAAGUCUUGUCAAUGAAAUGGAAUCGAAAUGCCCGCCGGUGCCUAAGCCUGAGAAAAGACCACCAAAAAGAUCUAUUAUUAUCGAAAACUUUUCUGUAUAUGAGCCUUCUGAUCAGGUUCAAAACUUGAACCCAAUCAGCAUAUUGACUGAAAGUGCACAAAAAUCGAAAAAGACUAUUAAUUUCCAAGAAUUGCAGUCCACAAAUCUGUUUACCUGUGCUGUGAUUAUUCAAGAUAAACUAGUAGCCACGGGCGAAGCAUCAAACAAGAAGGAUGCUAAGAGAAAUGCUGCCGAGAACGCGCUUGAUGUGUUAAAAGCCUGUCAGCCCGUUGUCAAGAAAAGAAAAAUCGAUCACGAUGCCGCCACUAAAGUCACAAAAACAGAGCUGACUAUGAAGGCAUACGAGGAAGCAUCAGUUAUCCCAGAGUCAAACUUGGGCAACCAGCUCUUACGUAAGAUGGGCUGGAAAGGCUCAGGCGGAAUAGGUAAAGAAGGCCAAGGUAGAGCAGAACCUGUCAUGGUGACUGGAGUGGAUGGUAAACAAGGGCUAGGUGUCAAUCAAGACACAGCAUUACACAAGGGCUCAGUUCAUAAAGUCAUCCUGGAUUUCAUCAAUUCCAGUGACCAAGACAUGAAAUUCUCCCCUGAACUAUCUAAAGAAGACCGAGCAUUAGUACAUCAACUGUCAAAAAGAUAUGGACUUCGGCACCAGUCAUAUGGCAAAUAUGCAGAGAGAUACUUAGUCAUUAGUAAAAACCUUUAUGAAUGUGAAAAAUGACGUGAAAUGCAGGCAUUCUAGUCUUACAACAAGAGUUAAGAGGUAUAUAAAAAUGUACUGAUUUAAAUAAGACUGUGCUUAUGUA
Molecule: messenger RNA, 1027 nt
Organism: Nematostella vectensis (starlet sea anemone)
Lineage: Eukaryota; Metazoa; Cnidaria; Anthozoa; Actiniaria; Edwardsiidae
Product: NF-kappa-B-repressing factor
Exons: 2
Coding region: 1-942 (313 amino acids)
Molecular function (GO): nucleic acid binding
Source: RefSeq, a predicted model, not a curated record